AUUGAAAGAAUCCAAUACGCUGACGUGUCAUCUUAUUGAGCGCAGAGAUCACAUUUCCAGGGUUGGCUUGGCUGAGAGACGGUGAAUUCAAUUUGAGUCGGCCACUCCAUUUUAUAUUCUUCAUUCUCCUCUUCUCACUGGCUAUCGACUCUCGCCGGAAACCUAAAAAUCAAAGCUUCAAUCUUUAUCACCAUCAUCGUCUAAUUCCUGAAAUUGCGGACUGAUAUACUCGAAGAUGGCCUCGAAGCUUCUUUCAGCCGCUAUUCGCGGCGGUAGACUCUGCAAGCGCACCGCUUCCCCCUUCCACCCCCUUUCCACCGCCGCGGCGGCGGCGGUGGAGCCUCUGGAAGAGGAGACGAGCGGCGUAUCGAUGAAGGGGGUCAAAAUCUCCGGCAGACCCCUCUACCUCGAUAUGCAGGCGACUUCGCCGGUGGACCCUAGAGUCCUCGACGCCAUGCUCCCCUACUACCUCUCCCGCUACGGAAACCCCCACUCCCGGACCCACCUCUACGGCUGGGAAUCCGAGAACGCCGUCGAAUCAGCCCGCGCCCAAAUCUCAGCCCUAAUCAACGCCUCCCCGAAGGAAAUAAUCUUCACCUCCGGCGCCACCGAGUCCAACAACAUCUCAAUCAAGGGCGUCCUCCACUUCUACAAGGACAAGAAGCGCCACGUCAUCACCACCCAGACCGAGCACAAGUGCGUCCUCGACUCGUGCCGCCACCUCCAGCAGGAGGGCUUCGACAUCACCUACCUCCCCGUCAACCCCGACGGCCUCAUCGACCUGGAAAAGCUCCGCGCCGCCAUCCGCCCCGACACCGGCCUCGUCUCCGUCAUGAUGGUCAACAACGAGAUCGGCGUGAUUCAGCCCAUGGAAGAAAUCGGAAAAAUCUGCAAGGAAUUCAACGUCCCUUUUCACACCGACGCCGCCCAAGCCCUCGGCAAGGUUCCGAUCGACGUCGACAAAAUGAACAUAAGCCUCAUGUCGUUGAGCGGCCACAAGAUCUACGGUCCGAAAGGGAUCGGAGCUCUGUACAUGAGACGUAGGCCGAGAAUUAGGGUUGAGCCACAAAUGAACGGCGGCGGGCAAGAGAGAGGGAUAAGGAGCGGCGAGUACGACGAGAAGAGGAUAACCGCGUUGAACCGUCUGCUGAACGGAAUUCGAGGCAAGCUCGAAGGGGUGUUUGUCAACGGUAGUGAAGAGAGGCGGUACGCCGGUAACGUGAACCUUUCGUUCGCGUUCGUGGAAGGUGAGAGCCUUCUGAUGGGGCUAAAGGAGGUGACUGUAUCUAGCGGCAGCGCUUGCACGAGUGCGAGUUUGGAGCCUUCGUAUGUGCUGAGAGCUUUGGGAGUCGAGGAAGACAUGGCGCAUACUUCUAUACGAUACGGGAUCGGAAGGUUUACCACAGAAGACGAAAUCGAUAGGGCGGUGGAUCUGACGGUGAAGCAGGUGGAGAAGCUGAGGGAAAUGAGCCCUCUUUACGAGAUGUAUAAGGAUGGUAUCGAUAUCAAGAGUAUUCAAUGGUCGCAGCACUGAGGGUUUUGUUUGAUUGUAACGAUAAAUUUGGGGUGCAGGACAACUAAUGGAAUGGCUUUCGCAGGGUUUUUUUCUUAACCAGGUUUUUAUCUCUGUACAUGCUUUAGAACAUGUAUCUAUAGUUUUGCACUGCGGUUUUUAUAUUUGUUGCUAGAUGAAUGAAUGAAUGCUUUUUGCUGUUUUAUAACCGUGUUGGUGGACGAAUAAUUAUAACCUGGUAUUUAUGAUCAUGGAAGAUUUUAUAA
Messenger RNA from Erythranthe guttata (spotted monkey flower), 1779 nucleotides. NCBI's taxonomy places the organism in Eukaryota, Viridiplantae, Streptophyta, Magnoliopsida, Lamiales, Phrymaceae. The record is from RefSeq and is a predicted model, not a curated record.